AUGUCUGAAGAAAACCCAGAUACGACAGCAGUACCCGUCACAAAUCCUGUAAAGACACGCGUCAAGGAUCCAAGAAAGGUGGAAGCAGGGCGUAGGCUUGCUAAAAUCAGUAAGGAAGCAAAAGCCAGGAAGAAGGCACAACUCGAAGCUAUCAAAAAAGAGGAGCAAAAUGUUCUGAUUGAAGAAUCUGAAAAUGAUGGGUCAAUAGUCACCCUAGAAAGAGUCGGCCUGGUAGUAGGUAUCGCCGUAGGGCUUGGAUCCCUUUACUUCAUGUGGCACAGUAGUCAGGAAAAGGACGAGAAACACGGGGAAGAUAAGAUUGUAGGGGAGCCGAAACCUGUUGUUAUCACACCAAAAUGUCCUGACUUGUGUGACUGA
Molecule: messenger RNA, 378 nt
Organism: Paramuricea clavata
Lineage: Eukaryota; Metazoa; Cnidaria; Anthozoa; Malacalcyonacea; Plexauridae
Source: the annotation of a GenBank genome assembly